AUGGACAAGCAUCCGAAAACCCCAACUCGGCCCAGUGGAAUCCCUCGAUUAGCCACGUCUAGACUGCCUUUGCCUACAUUCAGCGUGUCCCGUUCCCUUAGACCCUCCCCGUCCCGAGACAAGCUUCAAGCCGACCCCGGCCUUGAUGCCACCAGAUUGCGCAGACCAUCGGAGGAUGCGGUGUUUAAAAAGCCCUUUCCUAAAUAUUCCUCAAAUAUCAAGCCGCCGGAGCGACUGAUCCGGAGAAGAGAUGUUUCUCAGGCUGGAACAAGCGAUGGUGGAUGGGCUGAAUCCGAGGCAAGGUCGGAUGCAGCGUCGACCAUCGAGACCUCCGCGCACGACACGGAAAUUAGAGGGCGCUCCCGAGACGAACAGCCGUCCCUAUCAGACCGGACAAUUGAGACUCUAUCCCAAAUUCCGCCGUCGCCGGCACCGUCACGGAGACAGUCUAGCUUUUUCAACGGGGCCAGUCCGAUACGAUCUCCGUCACGUCCGUCACGUCCGACAUCGUCAAUGAGUAGCUACUCCAGAUCGCCAUCGACGUCUUCAACUUCUCGCCAGCAGAGUGGAAAUAACCUAUUCACUCAGAAUCCCUCCGUGGCCCGACUCCCAUCCCGAUCUCGAGUAUCGGCCGUGCCUUCAUUAGUCGCAAAUGGCAGCUCGUCCACUGACAAUGGCUCCAUUCCGGCGGUCGAGAGCCCUUCAAGGUUGAAAAUGCCUUCUCGACCCGAUGUCUCUCCCGCGAGGCAUGGCUUAUACAGUGGAGGUACCAACACCACCACGGCACCUAAGCCUCGCCCAGCUCCUGGUAAAACCCUCGCCAAGCCCACUGUUUCGAAUAUGGGUCCUCCACCACAACCUCUUAAUGUGAAGAAAACACGGAAGACACCGUCGAGUUCAUCAUCUAGUACAAGGUUGUCAACAGGCUCAAAGACAUCGUCAGCGGCAUCCACCGCACCGGAGUCUUGGACCCCCGAGCAAGAGGCGGAUCGGGAAACAAGGAAGGUUUCGAAAUCCUCGAGCGCAUUGAGAGAAAGCAUUGCAAAAGCCAAAGCCGCACGAAAAGUUUCAAGGCAAUCUAGCUCACAGGCAGAGGCAGGGUCUGUUGAUCCCUGGGAUAACAUUGAAGACCCAUUCAACCAGGGGCCCAAAGAUCCAAACAAAGGAGUGCUUCGCAAGCGCUUGGAUAUUGGUCGAUCUUCGGGUAGCUUGAAUAUCGCGGCUAUGUCCUUGACAGAGUUCCCCAAAGAAGUCAUGAGCAUGUACGACUUUGAUCCCGAGUCUACUACGGAUUGGUACGAGAGUGUGGAUCUAUUCAAGUUCAUUGCUGCAGACAACGAGUUUGCCGAAUUGCCAGAGUCUGCAUUUCCCGACAUCGACCCAAACGAGUUCGACCCAGAUGUCGAUGAGAAAGGCAACCAGUUUGGUGGAUUAGAGGUACUUGACCUUCAUGGAAAUGUACUUCGCUCUCUUCCAGUAGGAUUCAGGCGCUUACAGCGACUUCAUACACUAAAUCUCUCGGGAAACCAUUUGGCCAUGGACGAAAUACAGAUCGUGAUGGAAAUGGAGUCUCUUAGAGACCUGAAACUAGCAAAAAAUCAACUACAGGGCACCUUUUCUUCCACUAUUAGCCGUCUCAGCAACCUAGAGCUUCUUGACCUCAGUGGAAAUUCUCUUACAAAAUUGCCAGAAAAUAUCUCGGACUUGACUUCACUCCGGGUAUUGAACGUUGGCCAUAACCAACUUACCUCUCUACCUUUUGAAGCGUUAAGCAAAGUUCCUCUGAAAGAUCUCAUUGCCUCCAAAAACCAGCUUCAAGGAACUUUGAUACCGGCCUCCGUGCGCCGAUUAGAAACCCUGCAGAAUCUGGACGUUGUGAGCAAUGCACUGGAGAAGCUCUCAGAAAAUGAAAGCAUUGACCUCCCUAACCUUCAGUCACUAUCAAUGAGCGUGAACCGCAUUAAGGUCUUGCCAAAUGUGUCUUGCUGGCAGUCGCUACUUAGCCUGUUAGUAGAAGACAAUAGUCUUGUGGACUUGCCGGAUGGUCUUGUUGAGCUAAAAAAUAUCAAGACUGUCGAUGUUACUGGGAACAACAUUUCGAUAUUAGACGAAAAGAUUGGGUUGAUGGAAAGCCUAGCCACACUUCGGGUUGCGAACAACCCGCUUCGGGAUCGAAAGUUCCUGAACAUGGCCACGGAUGAUAUUAAGCGUGAUCUGCGCAAUCGGUGCGAACCUGAGGUUCCAGAUACAGAUGAUGAAGAGGGUUCUGUGGGAACCCAGUUUACUCUUGCCCCAGAGUCACCAGAGCAGGGCCAAACAGCCUGGCAGGUCAGACCAGGAGGUAUUCUGGACAGAUCAUACAAAGACAUGCAUGAGCUUGAGGUGGACCGGCUGGUGCAUUUAGACCCGCAUGAUGUUCGAUGCCUAUAUUUGCAACACAAUGAGUUGCGCGGUUUCCCCAUCCCAGCGCUCAGUAUGCUUGCAAACGGUCUGGUUGAGCUGGACCUCUCGAACAAUCCGUUAGACAGUUCUGCUCUUUUCUCUUCAUCGCUCACUCUUCCGAACCUCCAAAAUCUCAAUCUGAGUGCAACCGGCCUAGUGAGCCUUGAACCUAUUUCGUCCAAUCUUUUGGCACCAUCUCUCACUUUCCUUGACAUCUCGUGCAACCGUAUAGCUGGAUCCCUGCCGCUUAUCCGCCGGAGCUAUCCAAAAUUGAUUGCAUUUAUCGCUUCUGACAACAGAUUUGAAAGCCUGGAGUUUGAAGCUGCUCAAGGUCUCCAGGUUCUGGAUAUAGGCAAUAAUAGCAUCGAUUGUCUUCCACCAAAGCUUGGCCUGCUGAGAUCUGAAGGCUCUAGCAAAAACUGGGACGGAGGAUCAGCUUUGAAGAGAUUUGAAGUGGCGGGCAAUACCUUCCGGGUUCCUCGAUGGCAGAUUGUUGCAAAGGGAACCGAAGCUAUUCUCGAGUGGCUGAAGGACCGGAUUCAUACCGAGGAUCUUGCCGAGUGGGAGCCUGAUGGAGAAACGAACUCACAGGAGUACUAG
This is a messenger RNA of Aspergillus wentii DTO 134E9, 3042 nucleotides long. RefSeq lists its product as uncharacterized. The record is from RefSeq and is a predicted model, not a curated record. Bases 1 to 3042 code for a protein of 1013 amino acids. The transcript has 2 exons. Gene Ontology annotation, molecular function: protein binding. Lineage: Eukaryota; Fungi; Ascomycota; Eurotiomycetes; Eurotiales; Aspergillaceae.